UUCCCCAUGAAACAUGAAAGUCCGACUCGCUCUACUGUUCCCUCCUUCCUCUUCUUCCCUAAAAAAUAUAAAAGAAAAAAAAAAAAAAACCUAACCAAACUUCUUUUCUUUUGAGAAUUUUACAAUGCUAAAAUCCCCACUUUUUCUCUCUAUCAAUUGCACUGCUAUUGCAUCCCUUGAGAAACCCACUUCAACAACCUCUUACCUCUUUGUUCUUCUUUCGUUUCAUUAGUUUAUAUGAAAUCAUCAAAUUCCAACCUUUUUAUUUCAUUUCUAAACUCAAUUUUGUUCAUUACCCAUGUCGAUUUUGAUCCUCUUCUUCCUGUAUUAUUCAUCAAGUUUGCAUUUUGUUGUACAAAUUGAGAGAAUUUUAGCACUCCUCUCUUUUGUAAAUUCUGGGGUUUUUUUAUGAUGAAUCUGAAUAGUGUUUGUUUGUUGUAGAUUACUUUCUUUUUUGGUUUCAAUUUGGUUAAAAUUGGUAAUGGAGAACAGUGGAGAAGCAGUGGAUGAUCAGGGAUCAGGAUGGUUUCAAGUGAAAAAGAAGCAUAGAAGCAGCUCAAAGUUUUCAUUGCAUGGCUCGGCUGCAGGAUUUUCUGGAAAGAAUGGUUCCAGUUGUCAUAUUACCCAACCAUCAUCGAGUGAAAAAAACAGGAAUUUGUGUGGGAAGCAUGUAUCCCAUCAUUCAAAGGGAGGGCCAAAUCAUUCCAUAAAUGGUUGUGGCAACUCUGCUAACUCUUCUUCUGUGUCAAACCAAGAUGAAAACAGGGUGUUCCUGCCCCAUAAAUUAUUGGUUACACAACAUGGGGAAGAUAGUGGAUGUUCCAAGUUGUCGCCAGUGUCGAUUACCAAUUCUAAUGCCAAAGUUGGUGACACCCAGAAAAUGUUAUUGAAGGACAAGCCUGAUGUUCCAAAGAUCAAGUGGGGAGAUCUAGAGGAUGAUUUAUUGAUUCUGCAUGGUGAAAAUAAUUCUCAAGUGGUUAAAAAGUUUGUUGUUGAAGGAAAUAAUAAUUUGGUGGAUAGGAUGCCAGAGAAUAACUGUCAUUUUGUUUCACAUGUUUCUUCUUCUAGCAACCUUCAAGAAAACAGAUUGGUGGCCUCAUCAGUAAAUGUAGAUAUUUCUCCUGAUCAAACGUUUCCAUUCACUAAUAAAGAAGAUUUACAUGGAAAAAACAGUAAAGAUGUUAGUGAAACUUCAUCUCAAGACGUAGAGGUACCAAGUACAGAUGGCAGAAUGGUUGUUCCAAAUUAUCCACAAAAUUGCAAGGAAAAAAUCACUGAAAAUUCUAAAACAACAGAUGAUGAUUUUUCUUGUUCUACCCAUCCAUCUGGUGGAGACAGUGUGCGAGAGAUGAAACUUAAUGUUCCUGCUGGUGUGUCUGAGUUUCACGAGCUGAAGAUUUCUGAAUUAACAGUUAUGAGUACAACUUCAACAAUUAUUCCAUUGGACAGGGAGUUGCUUCUUACUGGAAGCGCUGCACCUGAAAUUUCUGAAUUACUAGUGGGAAAUGGGAAUUCAGGCACAGUGAUGAUUCCCCAGGACAGUGAGUUGCUUCCACCUGAAAAGACUAAUCUUGAAAUUUCUACUGAACCUGUUACAAAUAGCCACUCAACCACUGCAGUUAUCGCCAAGGAUAAUGAGUCACUUGCAUCUGAGAAGUAUGUACCUGAAAUAUCAGGAGAAGUUGCUGUUACUGCAUCUGUUGAUGACCCUCAGGGACCACCUGAUGUGGCACUGCACAAUGAGUUAUUUAAAGUCCACAGAACUGGCUUCCUUGGAGAAUGUGACACGGGUGAAAGCAAAGAAAGAUUUAGGGAACGACUUUGGUGCUUUCUGUUUGAGAAUCUCAACAGGGCUGUGGAUGAACUCUAUCUUCUUUGUGAGCUAGAAUGUGAUGUAGGACAGAUGAAAGAGGCCAUUCUUGUUCUUGAAGAAGCUGCAUCCGAUUUUAAAGAAUUGACUAGACGAGUACAGGAGUUUGAGAAUGUGAAAAGGUCCUCUCAUCAAUCGAUUGAUGUAAAAUGCUUGAAGUCUGAGCAUCACAGGCCACAUGCUAUGUCAUGGGAGGUUCGCAGAAUGACAACUUCAUCUCAGAGAGCUGAGAUACUAUCUUCAUCUUUGGAGGCUUUCAAGAAAAUUCAACAAGAAAGAGCUAACGUGCUUGCAGCUAAUAAUGCAAAAAUUAUGGGGCUUGAAUGCUCCAAUAGCCAUGAUGUAUCUGUUGAUCAUCUCAAUAAGUCUGCUGGGAAAAGUGAUGUAAUGCUCAGUGCCAAAGAUUCAGUGAUGAAGUCAAGGAAACAGAGUGGAGGUUCAUAUUCCACUCAAGGAAACCUGAAUAAUAAGAAGCAGAACAUUGACUUAGGCAGGUUCAAUAAAGUAAACUUUGUAAAAAAUGUUAAUGACGCUCCACGCAAUGUAUCUUCUUCCAGUGCCAAUUCAUCUAUGCUACUUUUCAGGGAUAACUCUGCCUCUGGUUUUGUGAAGGGCAUACAAGAAACUGAGGCAGACAUGCUGCUUCAUAAGAAAGAUAAAACAUUUUCAGAAACUGCCAUUGAGAAAAACCUUAAAUCUGCAGAAAAUACCACCAAGAAGCAGAUUCCUCUUUCUGAGAAAGACAAGGAAAGGAGAAAUUCAAGUGCAAGGAAAUCAAUGGAUGCAUGGAAAGAGAGGAGGAAUUGGGAGGACAUUCUCUCAUCUCCUUUCUGUGUCUCUUCUCGCUUAUCAAAUUCACCAGGCAUUAGCAGAAAAAGUGCUGAGCGUGCACGCAUUUUGCAUGCUAAACUAAUGUCUCCUGAUAAGAAGAAGAAAACUGCUUUUGAUCUGAAAAGGGAAGCAGAAGAAAAACAUGCACGGGCUAUGAGGAUCAGAAGCGAGCUGGAGAAUGAAAGGGUUCAAAAGCUUCAGCGCACCUCAGAAAAACUAAAUCGUGUAAAUGAAUGGCAGGCUGUACGCACUUUGAAGUUACGAGAAGGAAUGUAUGCCCGCCACCAGCGUAGUGAAUCUCGACAUGAAGCUUUUCUAGCUCAAGUUGUGAGGAGAGCUGGUGAUGAAAGCAGUAAGGUUAAUGAGGUUCGUUUCAUUACUUCCUUGAAUGAAGAAAACAAGAAGCUUAUGUUGCGUCAGAAACUUCACGAUUCAGAGUUGAGGAGAGCUGAAAAGCUUCAAGUGAUAAAAACUAAACAAAAAGAGGAUAUGGCUAGAGAGGAGGCUGUUUUAGAACGCAGAAAACUUAUUGAAGCUGAGAAGUUACAGCGUCUUGCUGAAACACAGCGAAAAAAGGAAGAGGCACAAGUUAGAAGGGAAGAGGAACGCAAAGCAUCAAAUGCAGCACGUGAAGCAAGGGCAAUCAUACAGCUUCGGAGGAGGGAGGAAAGAGCGAAAGCACAGCAAGAGGAAGCUGAGCUGUUGGCACAGAAAUUAGCUGAGAGACUUAGUGAAAGUGAACAGCGUCGCAAAUUUUACCUGGAGCAAAUAAGGGAGAGAGCUUCUAUGGAUUUCAGGGAUCAAUCUUCACCUUUAAUGCGCCGAUCAAUGUAUAAGGAGGGUCAAGGUCGAACAACACCAACCAAUAGCAGUGAAGAUUAUCAAGUAAACAAUGUUGCAGGGGCAGGAAGUUCUACUCUUGCUGCAGGAAAAGCAUUGUUGCAACAUUCAAUGAAACGGCGGAUUAAAAAGAUUCGGCAAAGACUUAUGGCUCUCAGAUAUGAGUUCACCGAGCCUCUAGCUAGUUCUGAGAAUACUAGCAUUGGGUAUAGAAUGGCUGUAGGAACUGCCAGAGCAAAAUUUGGGAGGUGGCUUCAAGAACUUCAAAGACUUCGGCAGGCAAGAAAAAAAGGUGCCGCAAGUAUUGUUCUAAUAACAGCUGAAAUGAUCAAGUUUGUGGAGGGUAAGGAUCCUGAGCUGCAAGCUUCUCAACAAGCUGGUCUGCUUGAUUUCAUUGCUGCUGCUCUGCCUGCCUCUCAUACAUCAAAUCCUGAAACUUGCCAGGUCACCAUACACCUCCUGAAACUUUUGAGGGUGGUACUCUCAGCGCCUGCAAACAGGAGUUACUUUCUGUCACAGAAUCUCUUACCCCCAAUCAUCCCCAUGCUGUCUGCAGCCCUUGAGAAUUAUAUAAAGAUUGCUGCAUCUUUAAAUGUCCCUGGGAGCACCAACUUGCAAUCAAGCAAAACAUCAGUUGAAAAUUUUGAAUCAAUCUCUGAAGUUCUCGAUAACUUCUUGUGGACUGUUGGGACAGUUAUUGGUCAUGCAAGUUCCGAUGAACAACAAGUCCAAAUGCAAGAUGGCUUGCUAGAGCUAUUGAUUGCAUACCAAGUUAUUCAUCGACUGCGGGAUCUUUUUGCACUUUAUGACAGGCCACAGGUGGAAGGAUCACCAUUUCCUUCUUCUAUUCUCUUGAGUAUACAUCUGUUGGUGGCUCUAACAUACAGACCUGGAACCAAUAGUUCCAUUAAUUGGGAAUCUUCUCCAGUCAAGACAGUGCUGAGAUUUGAAAAUCAAGAGGCCAAGCCCGUAGAAAAUGCUGAUUUUCAGUAUUCCUCAGCAGUUAUGACUUCUGAAGAUUAUAGACCUCCACUAUUUGUACUAAAUUGUAGCACAGUUGUAUCACCUCCAAAUGUGUCAGAUGAUAUACAGAUAGAUGAGUCCUGUAAUAUAAAUGAAAUUAAGGAGUCAGUAUCCCUUAGCAAAGAUGGUGAACAGAAGCCACAUAGUUCUGUUGAGUUGAAUAUCGUCAACACAAACACAAGAGAUGGUCAAGAUGAAGCUCAGAAAAAUCUGAUUGAGGAGAAGGAUGUGAAACAGUUUGUCAGUGAUUGUGCAGAGCACAAGAAUAAUGUCAUGUUGAACAUGAAGGAACCGGUAGCUUUUCUCCUUUCUGCCAUAUCUGAAACUGGACUAGUCAGUCUUCCUUCUCUGUUGACAGCUGUGCUUCUUCAGGCAAACAACAGAUUAACCUCGGAACAGGGCUCAUAUAUCCUUCCAUCUAAUUUUGAAGAGGUGGCAACUGGGGUGCUGAAGGUUUUGAAUAAUUUGGCCCUUUUAGAUAUUGUAUUUAUGCAGAGAAUGCUGGCUAGGCCAGACCUGAAAAUGGAAUUUUUUCAUUUGAUGAGUUUUCUUCUUUCUCAUUGCACCAGCAAAUGGAAAGUAGCUAAUGACCAGGUUGGGUUUCUUCUGCUUGAAUGUCUUUCGCUUCUUGGUUAUUUUGCCUUGUUCCACUCUGAGAAUCAAGCUGUUCUUCGAUGGGGAAAAAGUCCCACCAUACUUCACAAGAUAUGCGAUCUGCCAUUUGUGUUCUUCAGUGACACCGAGCUGAUACCAGUUUUGGCCGGCGCACUAGUUGCUGCCUGCUACGGGUGUGAACAGAACAAAUGUGUGGUUCAGCAAGAAUUGAGCAUGGAUAUGCUAGUUUCGUUGUUACAAUCUUGUAGAAAUGUUUCGCCAGCAAUGCGAACCAAUCCAAUUGUAGAAAAUCUGCCAACAGAAGAUGCAAAUGAAAGUAAUCAGCAGAUUUCUGAACUUAAAAAAUCAUCUCAAGGGGACAUUCUUCAAAGAUCCAACCGGUACAAUUCUAGAAGCAUGCGGGUCUCAACGGGGAAAGCUGGUACUUUUGGAAACAGCAUCAGAGGUGGCAAGAUGAGAAGCCAGAGAGAUGGCAAAACAACAAAAACUAGUGAAGAAAUGGCUUUGAAACACAAUCCAGUAGCUCCUCAAACUUCCAUGAUGCUGCAUUGUAGAUUCCCUAGCAGCUUCAUGGACAGGGCAGAGCAAUUUUUUACAGCAGGGAUGACCAACGUGGCAGAUGAAGUUUGAUGAAACUAUGGGAGCACUACUGGCAUUUGUCGUCUUUGAAGCACCCGGUGAUAAGUUAUGAAGCGAAAACAUACUUUUGUAUCAGAAAAUGUGGCUGGCAGAGCGGUCAGAAACCCAAAAAAAAAAAACACGAUCAGCUGACCUGUGUCUUCUAGGGCAUGAGUUGUUAUCAGAGUAUCCAUCUGUUUCUAACAGAAGGCCGAGGCUUGACAAAAAGCCAGAUAUAUUUAUUAAUGUAAAAUCACACUUUUUUAUAUAUAUAGUAGUAGUUUCAUCAUAGAAGCUGCAUGCCAAGUUUCGUGAGAUGUAUGAAUCAUAAUAAUUGAUCUGCAAUAUCACUGGCUCACGGAACGGGUUGUUGUAUCA
This is a messenger RNA of Populus nigra (black poplar), 6175 nucleotides long. RefSeq lists its product as uncharacterized. The coding region runs from base 482 to 5809 and encodes 1775 amino acids. The record is from RefSeq and is a predicted model, not a curated record. The transcript has 8 exons. Lineage: Eukaryota; Viridiplantae; Streptophyta; Magnoliopsida; Malpighiales; Salicaceae.